GUUGUAAUUAUUGCAUCAAUGGUACAUAAAGAUCCACGAUACUGGCCAGACCCAGAAGUAUUUAAGCCAGAACGAUUUAUCGGUAGCCAACUCAGACAUCCGUUUUCAUACAUUCCUUUCUCUGCUGGACCUAGAAAUUGCAUCGGACAAAGAUUCGCACUCAUGGAAGAAAAAUGCAUCUUGGCACUGUUGAUGCGAAAUUUGAAGGUGAAAUCGCAAUUGCGCACCGAUCAAAUGCGUGUAUCCGCUGAACUUGUAAUUCGACCUUUAUUUGGCAAUAACAUACGAUUUGAACCACGCAAAUUUGGGGAUUACGUGCAAAUUGCAUAGGCGUGAUAUUUCAGUUUGACUCCAGUCGAAUACCCAACGAAAUAUUACCUAUUUCAUGCAUUUAAUGUUUAUUGCUGGUAUAAGUAAAAAGUUUGUGGUCAUCAUAAUCUUGCCCUCUCUACUCUAUUUCGUAUCAUUUUGUACUGUGGAUUUCCUCUAAAUGUUUUAUACCGAUUUUGUAAAUAAUAUCACUACUUAAAUGCAUUCACUAUACUCGAAAUCAUUAGAACUAGACUAAAUUAUUGUCUAGUUUGUAAAGCAUAUCUUGCCUUCUGUUUAAAGUUGGCCCUUACUAGAAAGCUUUACUGUAAUUUUUG
Messenger RNA from Loa loa (African eye worm), 647 nucleotides. Its product is annotated as cytochrome P450 family protein. The coding region runs from base 19 to 330 and encodes 103 amino acids. The transcript is spliced from 2 exons. The record is from RefSeq and is a predicted model, not a curated record. Gene Ontology annotation, molecular function: iron ion binding; monooxygenase activity; heme binding. NCBI's taxonomy places the organism in Eukaryota, Metazoa, Nematoda, Chromadorea, Rhabditida, Onchocercidae.